Messenger RNA from Spirometra erinaceieuropaei, 8425 nucleotides. NCBI's taxonomy places the organism in Eukaryota, Metazoa, Platyhelminthes, Cestoda, Diphyllobothriidea, Diphyllobothriidae. The record is from the annotation of a GenBank genome assembly.
AUGAAGGAGCGCUUUCGUUCAGGAGGCAGACGAGUUCGACGUUCUGCGCAGGCUCUGAAGCUGUCAAUUCCCUAUUCGAUACUAGAGGACUCAGAAGAAGAGCUGCCGCAGAAGUCUGAUAGUUUUCUGGUGGAGACGUUGCCAAAGAAUCUCCAGGAGGUCAAACAAGGCACCUACAUUCACUUUCGCAUUUGUGCCAAAGGAGUGAUCCCAGCGGAGGUAUGCGAUUCAGCGCAUGUUUCUAGUACCUCUGACUACUUUUUUUUGUAACUUUUCAAGAACCAGACAUUUUAAAUACUUUCAAACUUCAACUACCUAAGUCUGAAGACCAUCGAGGUCAGGUGAACAAAGUGGAAAAGUUCGUAAAUCAAAUGAAGGGAUAGGUGGACAAAUAAAAUUGCUAACUUACAAGUUGUAUGGCUCAUUUAUACGGAUUUCUACAGAUGUGGUAAAAUACUGGAGAUAUACCACAAUGUGUUAAGCGUUAAAAAGUGUUAAAUCCAACUAGACUGGCCACCAGGCCGGUUCAUUUACAAUCAGGGAAAAAGACACGACGUCGUGGUUCGCACUGGUUGGUUUCUGACGAACUGAAAGUAAGUAUUUCAGAAUUUUACAAUCAUGCGCCGCUGUGCGGCUGCUGGUUGCGCUCGAAAGCGAGAGCCCGUAAGGCACAAUGCGACGAGUGAGUUACGUAAAAUACGAUCUGCCGACGAAGGAUUAUAUGUGCACGCAAGUGUGGUGGAAUUCCAGAGCCCAGCUCUGGCAAUUUGGUAAGUGUGAUGUGGUCUUUUCAUGCAGCAACAUCGGUUCAGUUGUUUCAUGAUCGGUUUUUUAUGCAGUAUUUCAAUCUAAUUGCGACAUGACUCAGACGUGAUUGCAUUAUCCUGUGUCAGAAAAGGUCCGUCAAUAAUCUCCUUAACGUUAGGGAAAGUGGAGGCCAUACUAACAGCACAGGUACUAACUAAAAGUCUAUACACGCGUGUUUUGCCCAUAGUCUGCCGCUGCAUGACGCAGCUGCGGGGGGUUCGGCUCGUAAGUGGGUACCCCCAGCAUUCCCUGUCUGCUGACGAGCCGAAACCCUCGCAGCUGUGUCAUGAAGCGGCAGAAUGUCGGCGAAACACGCGUGUAUGGACUUUUGGCUGAUUCCUGUGCAGUCAGUUUGGUAUCUCCUUACCCUAAAAUAUACUACUAGCUGCCUGUCGCAAUUAAUGAAUAUUACGCGGUUAUCCGCCGUGGAUGAUGGACUUCGGCCCAAAUAUUCGGUCUUCGCCCAUAAACCUAGAAUAUAUUGAUCUACACCAAGUUCGCAGUUAAUCUCUGAGGAAAUAAAAAAGCAACAAUAUACUGCUGUUGUCGGCACUCGCCGUGAGAACGUUAUCGUCUCGAACUCGUGUGACUGGGAUUAUCUCCACUGUGCUACGAAUCAGAAUCAGUCAGUAUCAACACCGACCGCCACAUAUUCACUGCAGGUGCCUAAGUUAAGUACACGUUCCACGAAGUGGAUCGUAGGAUGGAUGGCGGUCUAGUAGACUUUGUCCGAAGUUCCUCAGCUGGUGAAGGAAGAAGGGAGAUGGGGCCGCACUCAAGCUGGCGAAGGAACAGGCGAUGAGUUAAUGAGAAUAAGGUAGGGUGCCCUCAACACGGAUCACCUGUGAGAUGCGCUGGACUAAAACGGGCCAGAUUAGGGUACGACACGCUUUAAUUGGGCCCAGCGGGGUCAGCAGAAUCCGAAACAAAUGCCACAUAUGAGGUGGUGGUGGUGGUGGUGGUGGUGGUGGUGGUGGUGGUGGUGGUGGUGGUGGUGGUGGUGGUGGUGGUGGUGGUAUAGUAUGUAUGCCACAGAUGCUUGGGGUCCUUCACGCGAUUCUUACCAUAUAGCUUAUAGGAAAGUUCCAUAAAAAUAUUAUUUCUUGUACUCAUUUGGUAACAACUCAUGUCCUCUUAAAAUUUUAUACUCGAAGAUAGGGCACCCUUUGGUUUUAAAGAAUUUUUUUCUUUUCCUACUAACUUCGAACUUGAUCCGCUGUAGCACCUUUGGUUACGAUUUUCAGUUUAUAAAAUUUGAACUCUCAGUGUUAAAAACAUGCGUUCUUUUUAUGCCACUAAAAAAUACCACAUGGGACACAUAAACAGUUGCAUUUGAUGUGAACUAUGUUGUUUACUUAGGGGAAGUAUUACUUAACAGACGGAUACGAUGCCAGUCAAAUAGACAGGGCACAGUCUUAAAAAAUCUCAUAAAUGGAUAUUCCUUAAAAACCUAAAGAUACUCUUUCUCCGAACAUAGAACAUAAAAGAAGCGUGAUUUGCUACCAAAUGAGUUCUGGAAAGAACGUCCUCGUGCAUGUUUUCUACAAAGUAUAUUCGAAUUAAUAAGGGCAUGGAAAAUUCGUGUGAAAAAAUGCAUACUUCUUCAGCAGUCACCUUCUACUAAGUGCGGGUUGCGUAGGCGGGUGAAAAGACGUACACUCAAAAGCCAACACUCUGGUGUGUCGGAAGGGCCACAGGAUUAGGCCGCCAGAAAGUCAACAUUACAGCCCAGCUUAAGCGAAAACGCAUUUCAGGAUUUCGGAUAACAUUUUUAUGAGAUCAGUCACUGAACGGGGAACGGUAUAGAGAAGGACCCCACUUAACUGUCGGUAGGCUGUGGAUCGUGGCAUACGAGAUUUAUGGUAAAGGGAGUUUUAUGGGUGGGGCAGCAAGUUAGACAGGAAGCUGACACAAUGAAUGAACACACAAAAAUUGCCAGGAUUUAUGCCGAAAGUCUUAUCCUACGACAGCGGAAAUGAGAGUAGUACUAAUGAAAUGUCAACGGAAAUUACGAAAUGCGUUUAUGUUUCGAAAAAGAUUCAUUAAGUAGGGUCGUAAAACUAAUCAGACUGUAAUAAUUCAGUUACCUCAGGAUGCCGGAUUUUGAACGAACUUCUUUCCGUCUGCAUGCAAGAACCACACUCUGCGAAAAAAUUACUAGUUAAUCAGCAUGCAUUUUUCUCAUUGAUUUUCGAUGCCCUUAAAAAUACAAUUAUAUUUCAUGGAAAACAUGCAUGAAAGUAUUAGUUUGCUCAUUCGGUAGACAAUUACGUCUUUUUCCGAUCUUAUACUCGAAGGAGGGACACAAUUCGGUUUUAAAAAAGUUUCUAAUUAUGAGACUUUUAAAUACCGUGAAAUGGUCGUUCAUAAAUCGUCCUAUCUCUGCAUUUACCAAUUGGGCUCGCAAAGUUAACAAUACGGAACAAAUCCACUGCUUAAUUUUAUGAACCCUAUAUGGUCCCCCUUAAUUACCGUAGAAAAAUGAGUGGUUUUAUGUACGUGGAAAUAAUACGGUUUCUAGUUUGGAAACCCUGAAUCCAAGUGUAACGGGAGCGGGUUCAAAAUUAUUCGGGAAUAGGAAAUGUAGUUUUUUGCGUGCAGAUGGAAAGAAGCUCGUUCAAAAGGCGGCAUUUUGAGGUAACUGAAUUAUUAUAGAGCUAUGCUGCAGGCUGAUUAGUUUUACAACCCUACUUAAUUAAUUUUUUUCGAAACGAAAACGCACUUCGCAAUUACAGUUGACAUUUCAUGAGUUAGCCCACCUACUGUACGUCACGCUAUGAACCAUGUGCGGGGACCCAUCCGAAGCACGUGCUUGGAUUCGGCCUUGACGAUAGCUAGGCGUGCAGGCAAAAGACGAAGGGGUUGAGGGGGUCAGUGGUGCGUAUGUGAUAAGGGGCACUGUGCGCUGGACUUAGAAGUUCCGACGGGUGAGAUCGAGGUGAUUGUCAUGAAGCUACCGAAAUGGACUACCCGGACCGGUGUACAAGAUGGACAGUUAUCGGGACGCCACAGCAGAAGAAGCGAUACUCCGGAGGGCAGUAUUGGUCGGCUCUCGAUCGAAGGCUCGAAAACGGUAAGGAAGCCGAGAAUGACGCCAACAAUGACGUCGGAGGCGGCAGGUGAGAAUGCGUUGGUGGCCUGAAGGAAAAGGUCGGGGGCUGCUGGGGAAGGAGUAACACUGAGCCGUCCAACGGUACCACUCCGAUUGCGUCAAAAGUGUGACUGGAGGUGGUGGUGCCUGGGUGACUGACUACAGUGAUCUUCAGUCUAACCUGUUCUGCUCAGAGGUGAUGGGACGCACCGGGGGACUACAAGGCGGGACUGUGACCCGACUACUGCGGUCGUUAAGCUCUAUUCCAAAGCCGCCAAUAAUGCCACUAUCUUUAUCUUCGUUACUUAUACUUCUCCGCAAUUCACCUUAGGACAUCAUUCCGAGUUCUUGAUAAUUUCGAAUUCUUUUGCCCAGUAGUCUAUCUUUUUUCACUUCCCCUGUAGGUCGAUACUGACCGAAAACUCCGAUUUCCCCUGGACAACUGCGAUGAUAUUGAGGAUGGCGGCCCGAUACUGCUGGAUGAUGUCAAUCUUCCCUACCCCUGGCUCUAUAGGACAUUUUCGGAGGGAGAAUUUGUGAUUGUCAAGAUGGCUGGAAGGGUUGUGCUGCGAUAUUGCCCUCGUAGUCGUCACCUGAGUCAUUACCUGACUGACGCGAGUGCCUACAACCACAAGACCAAUCGCAGUGUCAUAAUCUCUCUCCUGAUUGACCGCCAGCUCACAAACGAGCAGACGGAGGUCCUAGUGGAAUCCCAGUCGGUGCUUGUGGCUCCAAUACAGAGUGAUUAUUACAUCCGCCAGCCCCUAAGAGGCCUGCCAAAGUGGCCAGCCUAUUUCAACUUCACUGUGAACACUGUCACUCAACUCUCCGCCAUCACAUUUGAGGCAGAUUCCCCGACUCCGCGUGUCUUAUUUAACGAUCUAGCUGGCUCCAAUGAGGUCUCAGACGCGGACUGGUUGCCCUCCAGAUCUGGAAAGACUGUCUGUGUGGGCUAUGCGGAUGUCAGUGAAGGCGCCUGUUUGAGUCCCAUGCAAGUGGUUGCAACUAUGCGGCAGUUGCGAGGGGCUUCUCGUCACUUGACGCAUUCCAGAAUCCCAGGCCGCAGUGUGGAGCAGGAGAGUUAUUCAGUUAGACCAAGGGUUCGCCGUUUCUCAUCAGUCAUUGUGGUGGAAGUUGGCGAUGCCGUCACACUGCACUGUCAUACAACACAGUCCGACACAGACUUGCGUAUUUGGCACAGCCGUGGAGCGUUUCGUACGCAGCAACAACAUUAUUAUCGGGUCGGAAGUGGGGGCAAUAUGAGCGGGGUGGAUGCAGUGUUGGUCGCCGUACAACCAACACUGUCCUGGAGUCCAAACACCUUCAUCAAGACAAACGAUAUCUACGUAACUGAUGAGAGAGUGUUGAGCAGAGUAACCUGUGGCAGUGUUCGGGGGAUGAAAAGCACUGGAGGGAGUUUAGAACCGCAGAGCCUUCACUUCAUUGUUCUCGACUCCCACGAGUAUACAGCCUUCAUAAGAUGGGGCGCGUAUUCCAUACGGAUGGGGACAAAGCGAGUACCACUUCGUAGACCGUUAAAAGCGAAGGCACAGAUACGCAAAGUGAGGCCCUCAAAUCGAGAGGAUACCAGCCUUAUAGUGACAUCCGUGUUUAUCGUCGUAGUGCCAGGCCUUUUAGCCAUUAUCCUGUAUCGUGUGUUCAGAAGACGGUCCGUGGAAGUUAUUACGAGACCGAACGGGAGAGAAAGACAGAACUACAGAGCGACUCUGCAGAAUGUGGAGGAACGUUUGAGAAAACUGCAAGCUCGUAUGGCUGAAAGGAAGGCAGACGCUGGUGGCCGAGGUGACACACGGAGCUUAGACGACGUGAAUGAGGCUAGGACUCCAGCCGAAAAUUUAAGACCGCUGUCGGCCUGAGUUCCGCCUGUUAUCUUAUUCUGCCUCUUGUCAUUUUAUGCUGUCUUUUUGUCUGCCGAAUUUUGUUGUUGUUUAGGAGAACUACAGUUCGUCGAGUUUAGUGCGUUCACAUAACUUUUUAGACUGUCACUUGAACCGGAAAUACUUGUAUAAAUACAACUCCUAAUGAAUUUAUUAGUGGUUCUUGUCGUCUUAUUGUCACCUCCGCACUUCCAUGAAUAGAAUAGAAUAGGUUUAUUGUAGCGCCCCUUGGGCACUGUCAGUCCCCUUUGAACUCAGGAAAAAAACCUAAAACAAACUCGUCAAUUUCAACUGCACUUUGACUUCAUUUGCUUCGGGUGUCUGGUAAGUCAAAAGAGCGCGAAUUGAGAGUUUGUUUUAAGUUAAAAAACCUCAGUUCUAAGGGAAAAUAAUAACAAAAUUUUCAAAAAAUAACGAUAUGUACAAUAUAAAAAUUGAAGUUUGCAGUUUGGUAGUUUUCGGGGGCAUGAAUAAUAUGUCCUUCAUGGCUAUUGAAGAACUUUGAUAUCGGCCUGACCUUGAAAUUAUUUUCCUGUUGGGUAAAUUUCGGUAAAACAUAUAUUGGCAUACAUACAAACACACGACGGCCCAGUUGUUGUGACUGACGAUGUCCAUCAUAUGCUCCACAGCAGGGUGAGAGCAGGGGAUGGUAACUUGCGCGUGAGUUAGCGGCAGUAGACUUUCGCAGCAUCUGACGCACCCUCUGUCCUUCCCCCCCCCCUGGACCUCGUGUCAGAACAGAGUAAAGAAAACCAGAGAGAUGGGAGAAGCUGCAGGUGACCUAGCACGGCGAAAACCCGCAGGUAGGCGUACCAGAACACCCUCUGAUCCACAAAUUACACUAAAUAAGAUCUUGCACAAGAGGAGGGAAGGGUGGCUCGAACCCCAACUGGCGCGUCGGGAGCCCGCACCUGGGCGUGCCACCACAUCCUCAGUGUUGGUGCAAAGCCCAAUGCCGCCUGCCGGACUCGUGAGAGGUCUACCUCCCCUACGGCGUGGGCUGUUUUAUGGGCGCAGAUAACACAUACGCACACCAGGGGACGGCAGAGCAUGCGGGAUGCAGGGUGCUUAGGGCGUUCUGUUUUCUCUCAAUAUUGGAGUUACGGAGGGACAGAGGAAUUCUGUUUGAGCGCCACAUUAAUCAUGGAGCGCUGCGGACAGAAAUGCCAUGGUCGGACGCAUGAGUCUACAGUGUACUGCUGACUCUAUCAACCACUGUCCAUACUGUUUGUUAAUAUCUCCUGAUCAAGUAAUAAGACCUCGGUACCUUUCAUCAAUCUCGGCCGUCUGCCCAGUUCACGUGAGUUAUCAGGUCGUUUGAAAAAGUGCCGGCGUUGUUAAUGGACAAUGUCACCGAACAGCAUGAAUAAACAGAGUCGAAGGUAAGUGAAAAUAGUGGAAAAGUUGCUGAAGUUUAGUCGAGAGAAAACAUUGCACAUCAAGUUCCGAGGCAAAUCAGUAACACCAUCUGGACACUACGGUUCAGAAGUGCAAGUACCUGAAAGCAGACAGAAGGAAAUAAACUAUUCACAUGCAAUCUUUGCUCUCCAGUGGCCGUUUAAGACUGUCCCUGGACUUUAUACAGUUCAAGUACUCUUUUCUAUUCUGUUCUACUGAAAGCUGCCGGAGGUCUUCUACUCAGCUACAUCGACAACGACUCCGUGAUCCACUGAAACAACGCGCGCUCCAGUGAUUGCGUGAGCUCACGUGAAAUUAUUGUUGGUGCUUACCGAAGAACCUAAUUAUCCUAUCAACUGACAAGCUUUCAAGUAACAAAUGUUAGCGCGUUAAAAUUAUCAUUAUUAUAAUGAGGACAUUGUGGGACACCAUCAGAGAAGAUCGUGAAGUGGUUUAGAGCCACGCAACUUAGUCCGCAUGGUCCCUGUUGGAGAACCCAUGCUCCCACUCUCAACACUGUCACUUUACAGAAGGUCAGGUGUCCCGGUUGUGCAAACAGCAAUGAACUUGUUGUGAGUCCUUUUUGAUAGAAUGUCUAGUCGAUUUGCAGGAAGAAGAAGAGGAAGACACGAUCGCUGGGACGAGAUGUCUAUUGGACUGACGUCUCGGGUUCUCACUCAAACGCAUUAACGGAGACGGUCGCAGAAAAUGGCUUAAGUGUGCGGAGUAUUUAUAGAAUGUGGUCGCCAGGCUACUAUACGCCUACCAUAUUUGACAAUACUCGUGUUCAUUGCCGGAGGUCGUAGUUGAUGCGAUGAUUGUUCAUCGGUCCGUGCUUGUGUCGUUAAUGCCCAGGAUUUCACUACCGUCGUAGAUUCUUACUGCGACGAUUACUAAGCAACUUGCUUCGUUGUCACUGUGACUGCUGGUCGACUACACCCUUCCCGUGUGGCUAGUAAUUUUGCCUAGGCAAAACCGCAGCACAGAUUAUGCAGGCGGCAGGUCACUGCGUCAGGUAAUUGAAUGCGGGCUUGAAAACCCAGACUCGAGCAGCUUGCACCUCUUACGAGGAUUUCGGCCUCAUCAAACCUGAAGGUAUGACUGGGUUCCACCGGAUGAGUCGCGAUCUGGCAGUUGGAAUCAGUCCUCCUCACUGUCGCCGCCGCCGCCGCCACCGCCAUUCGUAACUGCACCAGAUCCGGUAAACCACUCCAGACGCUUCCGGUCGUAG